CCCGAGAUGACCACCGCGAGCGAUUUUAUUGAUGAAAUUAUGGUUCUUGUUGUUCGACUUUUUUUGUCUUUGUUGUUGCGACAAGUUUUUUUCAUGGCGCCCUACACGUAGACCACAGGCGGUGCACGAGCGUCUUUGAUGGAAACCGAGGUGCCUCGUCUGUUUCUUCGAUUUUGUUGACAACUUGCUUCGUCCGGUAUGGCUGAUGACUGAUAAGAAGCCGGAAUAAAGAGCGUAAAAACGGUACGCUCCCCUCUGCCUGCUGCUUCACAUUUUUGUUACUAACGGUGCAUUCGAGUUCGUCAAGUCACGAGCGGAAUAUAGCUCAGACUGGAGCAGGUGAAUGGACUCAGCGCCAGGGCGAGUCAGAUACUGAGUCAUCUCUGCCGGCUGCUGAUUUAUACCCGCAUUUGCAGUGUAGUUCAUCUUCCGCUGGAGCUUGCUCGCAUACGCAAUCGGACUCCGCGACGAAGCUUUCCACUCUCCACAUUCACUCUCGUGUAGCGAAAAGAACCAUCCCGAGGUCGAUUCUUGUUCUGAUCCGGAAGUGCUGCCAACUUCGUGAUUUCCUCCAUCACGAGCAACAAUUACCGGAACAACCACAAAACUAAGAGAAGUAUAAUGGGCACUUCUGUCGACGGUGCACAGCCACGACCCAGACGAGGAUCAGAAAUGACAGAUUUCGGUGAUACGUCGCCGACACGGCGUAUUUCAGCGUCAGUCAAACCUGGCGGGUCUGGCAGACCACUGCAGAUCUGCGAGAUCGAUUUUGAAGACAAUUGCGUAAAAUGCUGCCACGAAAAUCUCGAAGUCAUCGCAGAGAAUCUGAAAAUUCUCAGUACUCUCAAAUUUACAAGAACUUCUUUUUGAUGUGUUCUUAGAGGUGAACAUAUUUUCAUUACAUCAUCAUCAUCAUCAUCAUCAUCGUCAUCAUCUAGUAUUGUCGGACUUAUUAGGAGAAAGUUUGUCUCGCAUUAAACUUGAAAUAACCGAGUCAGAGGUACUUUCUCAGUUUGAUGGCUAACUUCUUUCAAAACCAAGCAGACGAAACGGUGCAGCAACGGCAAGCGCUUGCCGCAAGUAAAGCAGCUCCUGGCACCACCGCGUCUCCACCCGUCGAGUUAAAGGUCGCUGUUGUCGCUGUUAUGGGCAUGUAUAGGACCGGAAAAUCUUUCCUGCUGUUAAGUCUUGACCUUUCAUUUUCAACAUUGAGUUCAUCUUUUUUUAGUUCUAACUACGACAUAACUAAGGAUGAUUUCCUUUACCUCCAAGGGGUGCAUGGAAGGAAAUAAACAUGGCAUGUUUACUAGUACUAGCCAAAAAUUGUGGUGACCUAGACCUAGACCUCCUACAGCAGGGGCCAGGGGAUUCUGAAAAGAUGAAGAUGAACUCUUUCAUAGAAGAAAAUGAAUGCGAACACUCAUCAAAUUUCUAAUUUGAGAUCUGCUCUUGCGAUACCUUCGGAAUCAGGAUAAAGGGCCGCUUACUAGGUUCGACCCGAAAAAAUCAUGGCGAAUGGCGGAGCAGACCUACGAAAACGAAUCUUAUUGCUGGUUGGGAUCCGAGAGUAGGAUAAGUGAAGGAGCACAAGGAGAUAACGAGCGCGGCUUUCAAUGGCGGAGUGGCGUCGAAAAGUGCACGAAAGGUAUGUGUGGCCAUUUCGUAGCCUAUCUAUGUUGUCUGCUACGAGGCCAUGUACAAGGUAGUACAACUAAAAAGGAGAAGAACGUCGUUUACUUCUAGCGUUGUAGCUUUCGCCAGCUUUCUACGGAACAUGAAGUAGUGCCUGCACUGAGACAACAUCAAGAAGAUGUACUUAUUCACAUCAAGAACCUACCCAGCAUAAUCAAGGUAUCUGGCUCUGGUCGCAUCCCUUCCUUGUGACGGAGGAUGACGAUCCUCUUGCGGUUUUAGUGAUGGACACGCAGGGCGCGUGGGACAGCCAGAUGAGCUCGGAGCAAAGUAGCUGCAUUUUUGGAAUUACCAUUAAGGCUUACCAUCCUAAUCCAUCUCCGAGUCCGGAAGCUAGAAGCAUCCUGGAGCUGUCCCAUAAGGUGAAAACGGGUCCAAGAUGAGACAUGGGAUGGAUUGGGGUGGGCGCUAAUACUAGCAUGCUCAGCUCCAAGUUGAUCUACAACCUGCAGAAUCGUAUAAGCGAAGAAAAGAUCGACAAUCUAGACUACUUCACGACAUAUGCAGGAAUUGUCAUACAGGAAGCGAGAGAAAAAGUUAAGAUGCUGACAACUCCGAUGUUUACCUAGUAGGGUGUACAACAACUACUUACAUUCAUGAUCUACCACGACGAGUUUCAUGUCAGCAUAAACGUCAUCCUGGCUUUCUUGGAUUUAACAGUCAAAAGAGCCUGACCUCCCCGCGUGAUGCAGAAGCUCCUCGUGUAGAAUACGACGGGCACAUCAUGAUCAUAAUAGGCUACUUAUGAUUGAUGCGUCCUUGUACUUAUCUAAGAAUCCCCAGUCAACAAAAGUCGCAAGAGAACAACGAGGAAACUUGUCAGAUGAUGACGAGGAAGAGGAGGCCGGUAUGGGCGACAUCCAUUUUCUAGUGCGAGACUGGGAGUACUUUGAAGAUGGUUGGAGUCUAGACCAAUGUACGAAACAAGUAAGCGACCACUUGAUGACGCAUCUUGACCCCAAUAGAGUCGCGGUCGAAGAAAGACGGGAAACUAUUACCAGAUUGCACAAUCUAUUCCGAAGUACUUUGAUUUUUCUCCUAUAUCAUUUUGGCGCAGGGUAAAAGACUGUGGGAUUAGCAGCAGGGCGUUGCCUGUGGCCGGCGCCCGUGGGGCUUUUGUGGUUGAAUAGGCAGGACACGGCGCCGCGGGGUCCUCCAUCGCUGAGGCGCUCCGCCGGACGCGAAUGAGCCACAUCCCGUUGUGCCCCAACAUUCGCCAGCCCCAGCGCCCAGUCGCAAAAAAAAAACAGCUUCGCGACGGAAGCGCCCGCGCGGUGCGGCGUCUGCCGGCGCUCGUCGUUCCCGCUUUUUGCUUCGCUUUGCCUCCCUUCUGCUUCUGUGGUUCUGCCUGGCUGCGAAUAGCCGCAAGGCGGUUCCUGGGUCGGUGGUCCAUCGUGGUUCGCUUGCUCUUUUCUUGUCUGUGCAGUCCACGGCAGCGGCACCCGGCCCAGUGAUCAUAUUCAUAAGGCCACCCAUCGCAAUCGCUUUGCUACUUGGUAUCGCGCGGGCCCGGAAGGACUGACCGCAGAGCCAAGCCAUGGAAGCAGACAGUUCGCGCGCGUUUUUGUUGCGAUUUCUGUCGCCUUUUGUCCUCUGUCUUUUAGCCCGCUGAACCCUUGUGGGAGCAAGGUGGGCUGCGCAGAUGCCGUGCAGUCUUUGAAAGCGUUGUGACGCUAUCGCACCCGUCGCCUCUUUUGCGCCUGCGGCAAGUCUUGCCGGCCUUUGGUGGCAAAGCGCUGCGGGCAAGCGCCGGCCCCAGCCUUGCUUGACAUCGUCGGGUUGGUCGGGCGUGCGCCGCGUGGUCGAGGGGAAAGGCCGCGCUUUGUCAUAUUUUCUCCUUGUGCUAGCGUCGCUAUCGAUCGCUGGAAGCGUUAUCUCUUUCGGGCUUGGGCGUGCGGUUAGGCUGGGAGGGUCGGCGGCUAGCAAGCCUUGCUCCAUCUCUUUGCCUUGCGCUUGGUCUGUUAGUUGGUGGAGCGUGCUAGCUUACAGGCCCGCAUUCUCCACCUCUUGAAAGUUGCGUAACAAACUGAAGAAGAAGAUAGCGAAUAUAAUAUACUAUGCACCCCCCUUGCUCAUUUAUAUAUAUUAUUUUGUCUGUUAUUCUUAUUUCUUUCUUAUUUUCAUCAUCCAGGUGUAAAUCUGUGCUGUCUGCCUCAUCCUGGUCCACGGAUCCCGAAGUCAAAUUGGAAAGGGACCAUUUCUGACAUUGACUCCGAUUUCUUGUAUCUUUUGACGCAUUUUUUUGCAAACCUGAGUCAUGGCGAGUACCCAUUGAAAGUAGCCGCACCGCUGGGGCAAUUAAGGCUAAGUGAAUUCGUCGUAGAUGAAUCAAACCGAAUCACAAGCAGAGUACUCUAUAGUGAAUUCGUCGUAUAUGAAUCAAGCCGAAUCACAAGCACAGUACUCUAUAGAUAAUUCGUCGUAGAUGAAUCAAACCGAAUCACAAGCACACUACUCUAUACAUUUAGAUACCUUUGUUUUUGAUUGUAGUUUCCGGAAAAGCAAAAACGAAACACCAGGAGACAUAAGGCUAAUGCUGUCCUCAUAAAGUAGAAAGACAUGACUUUCAUGCCCUCUCUAAAAGAAGAACUCACAGCCUCAAGCUUUACGCGGGUGGUCGAAACUCUAGUGUCCGCAUUUCACAACGCAAGACCGGAUGCUACCAGUUUGAGGAAAGCGUUCGUUACUUGCGAGGUAUUCAAAUUGAUGACUUAGACUUUUUGUGUCAUAGAGGUUAGUACUAGAUAGCUCAGAGAGCGACUUAUAUACUUGUUCGUCUGAUUCUACUCUGCGUGAUACAAGGAAGUAGUUUAUUCUUCACUCUCAACAUGUUGAUCGCGUUCGCGGAGAUAUCUUCAUUAUUUUUGAACAACAACAUGAUCUUUGAGUAAAAGCCCUAUGAUUGUUGAACACUCAUUUCCAAUUCCUCUAACACUGUGGUAAAAAACUACUGCAGACCCAUCGCGCGAAGGAGGACGCUCUCGCUGCAUUCAAUGCAGCAAUUGGAAGCACAGGAAAAACUGAGAUACAAGAUCCCGAAACCAUGGAAGCUCUGCUAGCACAGCAACGAAGCCGGCAAUUGUCAGCUUUCAAGAUCCGAAUUCGCAGUCUUUUCACUGGUUCUAGUAAAGAAGAAGAUGCGUGGCGAGAAGAAUUGAUGGCAGAAGUAUCCCACGUGCUAGAAGAAAAGAGCAAAUGGAUCGCAGACAGAAAUAGAACAGCAUACACGCAAGCAACGUACUUCUACCUCUACAAGUAAUCACAAGUUUAGCAUAUCAAACGGUGCACGUGAGUCAGAUACCGAACCUCUUUCCACAACUUGUUAGAAUCAAUGACCGUAUGUUUAUUUUAUUCUGAAUUAGAAUUACUUAUCAUGUUCAUCUUGAAGUGAGUCGUCAAGCAACGUCAGUCUUUCUACUUCCGCUACCCCUGCUGUUUACUCUUUCAGAUGGAAGCUCGUCGCUACUCCUACGCUUGUGUUGCCAAUCACCUUGAGUGUUUUAAGCUUGCCCCAUUUGCUCCUGUAUGGAGCUGUGGGUGUAGGCGGCGCCGCCCACUUGAACGCGAGGGCUGGUCACGAGGGCGUCAGGGGAUGGUUCGCACCAGACGUGCUUGAGCGGGUUUUUGUUAUGGUUGUCUGGAUAUGAUCUCGAUCUCCCAAGUCGCUUUUCCUGAAUGGUUCCGGUAUUUGGUAACCUGAACAAUUUGACUACAAGGAUUCUCUUCUUGUUUUCCCCCCUUGUGAUCAUGAAAAUGAGGCUUUUGAAUACCACAGCAGUGUAGGUUCAUACAACAACAACUGCACACAGAUACAGUUGGCAGUCCUGUUUUGUUUUGUUGGUAGCAAUACCUUCUUGUAUAUAAAAAUGCUUCAUACAAGAACAACUGCAUAGAAUCCUCUGUCGCGACGUUGCAGCACUCUUAGUCCUCGAACCCUUCUAAUCCCCAAGACUGCAAGAACUUUGCGGAGCAGCGCUGGACAGACGUAGUGCAGAUGAUGUAUGUUGCGCGAAGAUGCGACAAACUUCCGAGUCAAAUUUCGGAUUCGCUCACUGGUGGAUCGGCGCAGGCGGUUGCUGCUGGUGUAGCAGCUCAGGGUGCAGCAGCAGCUGCUGCUGUGCAAACAGCGGCUGCGAAACACCAGAGUUAACUGUUUGUAGGGGACUGGUGGGCGAUACCGAUAUCUACGUCCUCUCUUUCUUUGAAUAAUUACUUAUUUUGAUGUCAUGUUUCGUGUUUAUUUGUAGUUGGUUCAUCCUUUUUUUUAUUACUUUUUGCUGUUGCAGUGAGGCUACCGUCAUAAGUAAGUUGUACACCGUCUGAUCUCAACAAGACUCCAGAUGGACGUUCAUCCCAACUAAGUAUACUGAAUACUAACUUCUUGAUAUGUUUGUCUGAACACCAACGUUCUUGAUAUUUUCAGACAUGAUCUCACGCAUGUAAUAAGUGCGUCUGGGAGGGAUCAACAUCUUCCUUGUCACGACUGAAGGAUCAUGUUCUUGAGUAAACAGGCCUAUCAGAAAUAAGCAGUGGACGGACAGCACUACGAUUUCAGUUUUCUUCUUGCUCGAUAAUUGAUAUGUUGCUAUGUUUCAUGGUAGAUAGAGGAUGUAGUGGACGAUGACCUCGUUAAUAUUAGCCUCUCCUUCUGGGGCCAGUUGGAGCUUCGAAUUUCAACUAUUAACCAUAAAUAGCUAGUUAACUAGCUAGUGAAGUAUGUAUUUUAAAACAGAUAUUUGAGAAUGAUAAGGAAUUUUCGUUCGUUCUAUAUAAUUAAUAGCAUCUCCAUCUGAGGCCAGCCCUUUUUUUCAUAUUUGAAAGCUUCUGAGGCCAUCUGGAUGAUGGUUUGCAUCGCUUUUCAAAUAGUUUGGACGUUGUUUGUUUCCUGUAGUUUGUUUUUGUCCUCGUCCUGUCACGCUCAUGAUCAGAAGUGGAUAACAAGCAAGGGUCAUCUAAGUCUAUGCAUAUCAUGUGCGUGCUCGUCUGUGAGACUACUGUAGCACGAGUUAUCUGCGCGACCGAAAUAAACGCGAUGACAGAUGCAGAUCCUGAAAAAUCUGUUGAAAAAGCAUGUCCACGUCCUCAUGCGACUCCUUCAUUGUUGAUGUCCUUUGUCAUCGGUUUUGAGGGUUGUAGAUGAAGUAGAUGUGCCGAGCAAAGGGUGCACGACUUUAUUUAGAG
This is a messenger RNA of Amoebophrya sp. A25, 6873 nucleotides long. The record is from the annotation of a GenBank genome assembly. NCBI's taxonomy places the organism in Eukaryota, Dinophyceae, Syndiniales, Amoebophryaceae.